AUGAGUGAUAUUGAUUAUCAUCAAUUGUUAGAUUAUUAUAAAAUCGCCUAUGCCAUGCCCAAUCUCAUUUCUUACCACGAUGCCAGAUUGUCACAAUAUUUUGUAAAUAACCGAAUCACAAAAUUGAAAUCAAUUGAUCUCCUUGGCCAAACAUAUAUUGGGAACAACAGUUCUGGUAAGUGCGGGUCACUUGUUCAAGCUUUCUUCUGUAGCAGCAAUGGCCGAACUUCAAGCCUAUAUACUGGACAAAUUCAGUAUCUUUUUAUACAUUCAUUUACUCUGCCUCCUCAUCCAAACCACCAAGCAUCAACAUUACAUCAAGACCAGCAUGUUUUUGUAUACAUCCAAUGGUAUAAUUCGACAAAUGACAAUGAACACAGAGAUGAAGGUAUUGCAAUCUGCUUGCCAGAAUUCUCUGCUGAUAAUUAUCACAGCAUCUUACCUGUACAGCACAUACACUUAGAGGUCGCAACUGCUGUAGAUGUAACUGAUAUGAACGAAGAAAGAAUGCUGGUCAUUCCUAUGCCAAAAAAUACUAUGCCUGAAGCCUUUAUGAAUAAUUAUGCACUAUGA
Phycomyces blakesleeanus NRRL 1555(-) is the source of this 573-nucleotide messenger RNA. RefSeq lists its product as hypothetical. The record is from RefSeq and is a predicted model, not a curated record. The transcript has a single exon. Lineage: Eukaryota; Fungi; Mucoromycota; Mucoromycetes; Mucorales; Phycomycetaceae. The coding region runs from base 1 to 573 and encodes 190 amino acids.